Molecule: messenger RNA, 441 nt
Organism: Penicillium cinerascens
Lineage: Eukaryota; Fungi; Ascomycota; Eurotiomycetes; Eurotiales; Aspergillaceae
Exons: 1
Coding region: 1-441 (146 amino acids)
Source: RefSeq, a predicted model, not a curated record
AUGCAGAUCACUCAGAUUAUCCUUUCUACCGCCCUCCUGUCCUCCUCGGCCGUCAUGGCUGCCCCGGCUCAGGGCAAGUCCAUGAUGGCGAACGGUCCCGAGUGGACCAUCGAGAACAUGAAGCGCGUCUGCAACGCCGCUAACACCGAGUGCACCUGGACCUUCGGGAUCGAGGUCGGCACUGACGCCGCUACCCCCUGCACCUAUGUCGUGAAGGCCACCGACGCCUCCCAGGCCAACGGUGGCCCUGCCACAUGCGGCGUCUACACCAUCACCUCCGGCUGGAGCGGCUAUUUCGGCGCGGGCAAUGGCUUCACCACCAUGUCCGUUGUCAAUGGCAACACCCGCCAGAUUGUCUGGCCCGCCUACACCGACAAACAGCUUGCUGGCGGAGAUGUCGUCAAGCCCAACCAGGCCUACGCUCCCGCUGCUCUCCCCUAA